AGAUUGUCGGGAACAGGGCAAGCACUCAACAUCAGUUCAGGUGAAAGGGUUCGUCUUGCGGGAGGGACUGAAUCGGGUGACCGGGAUUCAUCAGUUCUGAAGUGUGAGUAGAAAGGAAUUUGUGCAGAAUGGUGUGGGACAUCGUCGCGGCCACCGGAGUGAGGAAUACUAUGUUGAACGUGUGGUCAUCGCUUCGGUGAGAGAGUGUGGAGACAGAGAAGGAAAAUGAGGAUGGUUGGUUUGACUGGAGGUAUUGCUUCUGGCAAGAGCACUGUGUCGAAGGAGCUUGGUAUUCGUGGAGUCCCCGUCAUCGACGCUGAUAAAAUUGCUCACGAUGUAUUGAGGAAGGGGACACGAGGUUGGAAGAGGGUCGUUGGAAUCUUUGGACAAGAUAUUCUCCUUGGAAGUGGAGAAGUGAACAGGGCUCGAUUAGGAGAGAUUGUUUUCGCAGACCCUGCAAAGCGCAAGCAGCUCAACAAGGCUUUGGAACCAUUUAUCGCCUUUGGGUUAUGGUCAGAGAUAUUUAAGCAAUGGCUGUACGGGACUCACGUCGUUGUUUUAGACGUGCCGUUGCUAUUUGAGGCAAAACUGACUUGGAUGACCAAGCCAAUCGUGGUGGUAUGGGUCGAUCGUGAAACGCAAGAAGCUCGACUUCUGAAGAGGGAUCAUCUACCUGAAGAACAAGCUCGUAACCGGAUCCUCGCCCAACUCCCUUUGGAAGUAAAACGCGAUAAGGCCGACAUUGUCAUCGACAAUACAGGAACAUUGGAGAACACCAAACUCCAGGUUGAUCAGCUGUUUACGACCAUCAAUGCUCCUCUUUCCUUAAAGGAACUCCUUCUUUCCAGAACAGGUGUUCUAUGUUGGGUCACUGGAGUUGUUAUUCUCGGGUGGCUCUUGCUCUAGAUUUGUCUCUGAAAAUAGUCAGGGAGUCUGUCAUCAUGCUAAUGAUUGGAGUUUCCGGAGUUGGGUCACAGCCCCGUGUCUCAACGACAAUUCCAGCUCUCAAGCUGGUAGAGUCUCUAUGGUCGAUCUGAAGACGAGAGAGAACUCAUACACCAACUCCAAACUUUCUGUGGGCGCUCCAACUUUAAGUAGCAAGACUGAAUGAACUCAGUAGCUCACUCAUCAGGGGACUAGUACUUCUGUUCAAGGAAUAAUCGCGUCUCAGAAGAUGUGUUUCCACAUACUUCAUAAAGUCGGUAGCAACUUUUAAAAACAAUUGCGACGAAAAGCUCCCUUCCUUCAAGCUGUCUUUGUUAUUUGGAAAACUGCAAAGCCUCAAAACUCCAGUCCUCCGAAGUGGAGUGAAGGCUCGAAGUGUUACCAGAGAACUACACCCAAACUGGUUUACUGGGUUUAUCGGAGCAACUGCAAGAGCUGACAAACCAGUAGAAGGAAGUCCUCCACGGACCAGUGGAUCCACCGGUCCACUGAUCGUGGAUGACUCCCUUGUUGUAGAUGAUUCGAUUUUGUUAUCCACUUGGCCCCUUUACCGAUCAGUGGAUCUCCUUAUGCUCUCUGGGAAAAAGUAGAAAGUGUUGUUGCGAAACUAGAAGCUGAUUGACAUGCCGAAGAGAAAGGAAGGGCACUUAUCCCGGACAACGCACUGCAGCACGAGAGGACAAUCUACGAACUUGAGAUCUAGCUUCAUGUCGGUAUGUGUGUACACAUUUUCAACGUUGCAGAUUCUUUCACUUCCACGCGUCCACUCUACAUGUUGCACACGUUGCAGCCUAGUUGUUUUGAAAUUCCAUUACUAACGUGGCUAGAGGCACUCGCAACUCUCGUUGAAAAUGCCAGAUCUAUGAACGAUCAAUAAUAUUGCUUCAAAACUGAACACAUGUAACCAGCCAGAGGAUAAGAUUACUCGGAGAGUUGAUUAUAUUUAGUGGACCAACUUGUGCAC
This is a messenger RNA of Marchantia polymorpha subsp. ruderalis, 1909 nucleotides long. The record is from the annotation of a GenBank genome assembly. Lineage: Eukaryota; Viridiplantae; Streptophyta; Marchantiopsida; Marchantiales; Marchantiaceae.